GUGUGUUACACCCACCGGAAACAGUGUCUGCAGUGCAAGCAGAAAAUGACAAGGAGCCAAACCUGAUAUCCUUUUUAUUGGGUUUGUUUCUCAGAUAUCAUCCUGCACAGAUGUCUGUUGAAUGCCACAAUCGGCCGGAAUCCGUAUGCAGACACCCGGUGGCAUGACUGGACUACUGUGUGCGCGGGUUGAUGAAGUAGUGCGCCGACUGUGUUGGAAACAUCGCCCCGGCGGAGAGUAGACUGUGUGGGAGAAGGCAGAGCGGUCCUGCCCCCUUCAAUGACCAACCUUCAAUGCUGGCGAUAAAAGCAUCGCUGGCGACACCGUAACCAUGGAAAACUACCACAAGUAUCCUUAAGUAGUAUUACUGACAAGCUGAUUGCCCGUUGUGUAACGGUUUCAAUAUGCCCGACCGGCGGUGCUGCAUGCGGCUCUCCGUCGCCUGAUAUUACCGUUACAGGCUGUUUCCAUCUGGAAAUUUCUUGCCAGGGGAAAGCAGGCCAGCUAGCACCGCUAGCUUUAGCCUUUUUCGUGCUACAUCUCUGGGCUUGAGCGUUCAGUUUUUUCCAUGACCACACCAUUGACAUUGUUGUCUAUCAAUUCGAGGACUUUUUAACUCCAAAAAGUAUUUUAUGGGAUUCAUAUCGGCGAAAGAGAAGCGGGCCUAAGCCAAAAUGGUGAACUGGAGGCGGCUGCUGCGAAUGUCCAACCGAUCGUUUCUGGCCUUCAUAUUCUUCUUCUCCAUGUCCACCACUUGUCUCUACUUCAUCUAUGUGGCUCCAGGAAUAGCGAACACAUACUUCUUCAUGGUGCAGGCUCAGGGCAUCAUGUUGAGGGACAACGUAAGGACCAUCGGCCAGAUGAUCCGAUUGUACACCAACAAAAACAGUACGCUCAACGGGACGGACUAUCCUGAUGGCAGCAACUCCAGUGAAUACCUGGUCCAGCCAACCACGUACCUCCCUGAGAACUUCACCUACGCCCAGAACCUCCCCUGCCCAGAGAGAUUACCUUCUAUGAAGGGCCUUAUGGAAGUGAACAUGACAGAGAUCCCCAUGGAGGAGAUAGAACUGCAGUUCUCUAAGUUUUUUGACAUUGAGUUUGGGGGCCAUUGGAAACCAAAGGACUGUAGGCCUCGCUGGAAGGUGGCCAUCCUGAUUCCGUUUAGAAACCGCCAUGAACAUCUACCCAUCCUCUUCCAACACCUCAUCCCCAUGCUGCAGAGACAGCGGCUGCAGUUUGCCUUCUACGUCAUUGAACAGAGUGGGAGCCAGCCCUUCAACAGAGCCAUGCUGUUUAAUGUGGGAUUCCUGGAGGCCAUGAAGGACUUAGACUGGGACUGCUUGAUCUUUCAUGAUGUUGACCACAUCCCCGAGAACGACCGCAACUACUACGGCUGUGGUCAGAUGCCACGCCACUUCGCUGCCAAGCUGGAUAAAUACAUGUACAUUCUUCCAUACAGUGAGUUCUUUGGCGGUGUCAGUGGACUCACUGUGGAGCAGUUCCGUAAGAUUAAUGGCUUUCCCAAUGCAUUCUGGGGUUGGGGAGGAGAGGAUGAUGACUUGUGGAACAGGGUUCACUAUGCUGGUCUGAAUGUCACGCGGCCAGAGGGAGAGAUCGGGAAGUACAAGUCAAUUCCUCACCACCACAGAGGAGAGGUGCAGUUCCUCGGGAGGUACAAACUGCUGAGGUAUUCCAAAGAGCGGCAACACUUGGACGGCCUCAACAACCUCCAUUACAUCCCCCACACGUCCCUCAGCAAACUCUACAAGAACAUCACGGUGGACCUGUACCCCGAGCUCGCACCUAUCGCAGACUACUGAACUGCCCCCCCCCCCACGAAACCCCACCACCCCACCCCUCCUCGACACCCCCAGCUCCUCUCCGGCCUGGCCUCCUAGUGCCCCCCUCUCCAGCCAUCCAGACGCAGAGCGGUUACGCAGCAGAAGAGAGGAGGGGGGGGGGUGUAGGCCAGUGGGGUGGGGAGGAGAGGCGCACCAUGUAAUGCUGCCAAGAAAUCUUACUGGGGGAAAAAAAAAAAGAAAACCCAAACCGAAAAAAAUGAGGAAAAAAUGAAGAGGCAAUG
Molecule: messenger RNA, 2086 nt
Organism: Thunnus maccoyii (southern bluefin tuna)
Lineage: Eukaryota; Metazoa; Chordata; Actinopteri; Scombriformes; Scombridae
Gene: b4galt6
Product: UDP-Gal:betaGlcNAc beta 1,4- galactosyltransferase, polypeptide 6
Exons: 9
Coding region: 675-1823 (382 amino acids)
Biological process (GO): glycosphingolipid biosynthetic process; carbohydrate metabolic process
Molecular function (GO): UDP-galactose:glucosylceramide beta-1,4-galactosyltransferase activity
Source: RefSeq, a predicted model, not a curated record